GUAAUAUUUAAAAGCUUUAGUGAUAAAACGAGAACUAGUUGAUGGUAAAGUUUACAAACAUGCUCUGGACUAUAUAUAUUGCUUUGAUCGCACAAAUCUGCGCUAAUAUACAAAAGGAUUAAAAAAAGUACGACUUUGAGUUGGUUUACCAGUGGAAACUUUUACAAUAUAAAUUUGAAAGUGAAGAAGAACGAUCCAAGGCCCUCAAUAAUGGAAGUUAUAAAAUUAAUACUAUUCGGCCCAUCGAUGCACAACCUACCUACCGUGAUGGGGAAUCAUUAUAUGCUUUAGCCGACUAGUGGCAGGGCUUAAAUAGAGCAUAAUUAGUAAAUUGGGAGAUUAUCUGGUACACAGGCGGCUCCAAACCGACUGGUAACAAACGACUCUAAAUCUAUAAUCGACGUAUCUAAAUGUAUAGCUAUCGCGGCACUAAAGAGUCUGCUUAAUAGCGAUACACUUUGAGAAGGACGGAAGCACUUGACAUGAGACAGGCUAAGGACACACCAUAGCUUGGCCCUCACCAGAUAAUUACUGCACUUAAAUAGCGGCGAAAUCCGGCUCUUAACGACCCUUUUAUCUGGACACUGGCACUUAAGUCGCCAUCUUCACACCCUAGGAUAACCUGUAAAACCGUUGGUAUUGGAAACAGGAAGAAACUGCAGAUCACUUUACUAAAAAAGUGCACAGCGUUAGAUUCAAUUCAUUUCUAGGAAAUACUUACAGUUUGUCCAGACAUAAAAAUAAAGAAACAGAAAUAAAAACUACAUAAAAUCCCUCAGAAUAGAUAAUUUCAUUGGCUUUUUCAAGGCUAAUGGCCUUUGGUAAUCCUCGGCGGAGCAUAGCUCCAUUGGUUGUUCAUUGAAGAAGUUAAUAAGUAGAAACACGUGUUGUCAGGUACCACCUUUACUUUUUCUGCUUUCCUACUUACGCAGUAACCUGAAGAAUCCAUUUAGAAUCCAUUUUUUGAGAACGUUUAAAUUUAAUAAACACUUUCUUGCCUGUGGUAGUAAAAUUGUGUUUAGAAAAUACUAUAACAAUAAAUUUUGUAUAAGUUUGUGUAGAAAAAUCUAAAAAAGAGCGAAUUUUUAUCACAAUCCCAAGAACUGAGCUUAAUGGAACUCCGGCUACUUUGGGCGUGGUUACCGAAGAAAUUCGCGAUGGAAGUCCGAUGAUUGAGCCUUAUCCUUCGCUGUCUUGGCAUGUGGAGUUGGAAAAGUGUAAUGAACAUCGAAUUGUGUCUGUUUUUAGAAUUUGGGCCGAUAAAUGUGGGAGACUUUGGGUAAUGGAUAACGCCAAAGUGGGUAAAGUUUAUCCUUGUACACCGCAAAUUCUAGUUUUCGACUUGGAAACUGACACUCUGUUGUACAAAUACGAGCUGCCAUACGACCAAUACCAAACUUGGCUGUAUGUGCCUGAUUCUGAUGGUCCUAGACUGCUGGUAUAUAAUUUGGAAAAGAACGUUUCCUGGGCGAUUCAGGAUGAGAGUUUUAAGCCAGAUCCUAACUACAAAAAUUAUACCAUUCAAAGUGAUAGUUUUCAAUCCGAGGAUGGCAUUUUAUCGGUUGCCUUAAGCCCUAAGAGUGAUCACCCUAACGAGGAACUAUUUUAUCAUUCAAUGUCAAGCAUACGAGAAUCAUGGGUGUAUUUGAAAGAUUUAAAAAAUCCAAAAAACUUUAAGAAGCCUUAUGGGUCCCCUCAGUUAUUUAAUACUUAUCCUACAACAAGAGAUCAGCAGAGUCCAGUUGAAGCAAUUGAUAGCAAAGGACUGGUGUAUUUUGCAUUACUGAUUGAUGUACUUAUUGUUAAAUGGGAUCCAACGACAUCUUAUGAAAGGAAAAAUUUCAAGGUGAUUGCAGAUAAUAAGGAUACUAUGCAGUUUCCUAAUGGUAUUAAGUCCUUACAGAUACCACCUUUUAAGCCUGAUGGUAAAGAGAUUUUAUGGAUGUUCCCAACAGCACUUCAGAAGUUUCAAAAACAACUAAAUGGAAGUGAGGUUAAUUUCAGGUUAUUCCGUGUUGAGUUAUAAUUAAAAACAUUUUGAAUUAAAAAAUGCUAUUAAAUAAAUUA
Messenger RNA from Anthonomus grandis grandis, 2067 nucleotides. Its product is annotated as major royal jelly protein 1-like. Lineage: Eukaryota; Metazoa; Arthropoda; Insecta; Coleoptera; Curculionidae. The transcript is spliced from 9 exons. The coding region runs from base 1169 to 2026 and encodes 285 amino acids. The record is from RefSeq and is a predicted model, not a curated record. Gene Ontology annotation, cellular component: extracellular region.